Marmota monax (woodchuck) is the source of this 606-nucleotide messenger RNA. It is a transcript of the gene Mccd1, whose product is annotated as mitochondrial coiled-coil domain 1. The record is from RefSeq and is a predicted model, not a curated record. Lineage: Eukaryota; Metazoa; Chordata; Mammalia; Rodentia; Sciuridae.
AUGGUCCUCCCUCUGGCCUGGAUCACUCAGUACUGUCGCCUUCGCCUCCUAUUGCCCUCCUGCCCCCAAGGAUGCUAUUUCCAGAAUCCCAAAAAAAGCAUGGAAGAACAGACCAGCUCCUCAGGUGGUGGGAAGAUGAGGUCACCUGCCAGGGAACCUUGGCCCCACCACAAAGCUGAGCUGACUCAAGCUGAAGAGUUGCUGGAGCAGCAGCUGGAGCUGUACCAGGCCCUACUGGAAGGGACAGGGGGAGCCUGGGAAGCCCAGGCCCUAGUGCUCAAGAUCCAGAAGCUGAAAGAACAGAUGAAGAGACACCAAGAGAGGAAAUGCCUAAGCUUCCCACAAGUGCCCGCAUAACCCUCCAAAACCUGAAAUACUGCCCAGCACCCUGCAAUGGGCCCUUUCAGAAACAUGCCAGCCCACCAAAAAAUGAAGACAACUCUAUAAGGGUCCAAAAAAUUGGAAAGUAGUUGAGGAGCCAUGGCCUAUGCAGGCUUAUUCUCACUUUGACCCCACUCUACAGCAGGGUACUCAGAACUGAGAAAUUUAUCCUGGAUUAAGCCCUAAAUAACUUUACCAUAAGCAAUAAAGGAUGGAGCACUUACA